UGUGACAAACUGGUCUGCAGUGUUCUCACAGAGAGAGAGAGAGAGACAACGACAGAGAGAAAGACAGAGAGAAAGAGACUUGGAGAGAGAGAAAGACUUACACCAGACACUUCUCUUCAAUACGCAGCACUGAUUCAACAAGUGCAGCAGCCCGCUUGACAGAGUUUUUCUGCACUCGACAAACAGAGAGAUCUCAGCAGCACAGAGACAAGGCUCGACAAGGCAGACAAGACGCAGAGACAGAGAGGAAGAAGACCUUUUUGAGAUAAAAAAACCAAAAAAAAAAAAAAAAGAAGAACCCAACGCCAGAUGACCACCAACAUGGACGUGAAGGACAAGUCUCAGCUGCGGCUCCGCCUGGUGUUCCUGGGGGCGGCCGGCGUGGGCAAGACGGCCCUGAUCCAGCGCUUCCUGGCGGACACCUUCGAGCCGAAGCACCGGCGCACCGUGGAGGAGCUCCACAGCAAAGACUACGAGGUGGGCGGCCUCAAGGUCACCGUGGAGAUCAUGGACACCAGCGGCAGCUACUCCUUCCCGGCCAUGCGCAAGCUGAGCAUCCAGAACAGCGACGCCUUCGCCCUGGUCUACGCCAUCGACGACCCCGAGUCGCUGGAGGCCGUCAAGAGCCUGCGCGACGAGAUCCUGGAGGUCAAGGCGGACAAGUGCACGCCCAUCGUGGUGGUGGGCAACAAGGCGGACCGCGAGACCGAGCGGCAGGUGGCGUCCGAGGACGUGGUGUCCACCGUGGAGCUGGACUGGAACAGCAGCUUCCUGGAGGCCUCGGCCAAGGAGAACGACAACGUGGUGGAGGUGUUCCGCGAGCUGCUCCAGCAGGCGCACCUGCCCAGCCAGGUGAGCCCGGCGCUCCGACGCCGCCGCGAGACCUUCCCCAAGGACAUCGGGCUCCUCCGGCCGCCCAUGAACAAGACCAACAGCUGCACCGUCUCGUAAAGGUGGGGCCGUGGGGGGCAGCUCAAGAGGGAGGGAGCCAGGGCAGAGGAGGAGGAGGAAGACGAAGACGAGGAGGACGUCCGGGGGCAAGAAGCCGCAAGGGGACGAUGGGACACCUCCACACAGGAGAGCGAGACUCUGGGGGGGAAAGCCUCAGGUGGACAGGUGAACGCUCACGGUGGUGAGGUGACGGUGGUGCUCAGAGUCCAAGGUCGCUCUACCCCAUCGGAGAGGUGCAGGUGAGAGGGACACUGAAGUGAGGGCAGAGAGGUGAACACGUGGAGAGAAGACUCGUCUCACGAGGUGAACUGUGUCAUGAGAGCACGGCUGUACAGGCUGAAGAAGCCCUCAAUGGGCAAAUGCAUUUCAUAUGCUUUGUUUUCUCCUUUGCACAAGUCAUGGUGAUCGCUUCUGGUGUCCAAAACAUGAUCAAUGAAGAGCUUUUUUUUAUGUCCUUUUUUUAAAUUUGAAUGUGUAUAUUUUGUUCAUUUGCAAUUUGACUUCAAGACUGUUUGUCAAAGUGAACAUAUACUUAUAUUUAUUGAAAAAGAAGAUAAAAGUGCCAGGUUCAUCUCCUGGUUGUGAACAUGAACAUGUUUGUGUAAAGUGAGUGGAAUCUGUACAGCUGGAGGAUAUUGUUUACAGAACUAGUCCUGUCUGAAUUCAAAUUGUUGUCAAAGCAUGAAUUGAACUUCACCAAACGUAAGUGAGGUGGUUGCAGACGUAUGUCUAUUAUGCACUUUCAUUUCGAGUGUUAUAAUAUAUUCAACAGUUGAACCAAUUCAAUGUUUCGUGUAAAUAUGCUUUAGUUUUUUUUCUAUCAUCAUUAACUGUUAACGUGCAUUGAUUGUUAUAUGUGGAAUGAUCUUCACACAAUUAAAAAAAAAACGACG
Molecule: messenger RNA, 1844 nt
Organism: Sardina pilchardus (European sardine)
Lineage: Eukaryota; Metazoa; Chordata; Actinopteri; Clupeiformes; Clupeidae
Product: ras-related protein Rap-2a-like
Exons: 1
Coding region: 310-951 (213 amino acids)
Molecular function (GO): GTPase activity; GTP binding
Source: RefSeq, a predicted model, not a curated record